Molecule: messenger RNA, 1395 nt
Organism: Funneliformis geosporum
Lineage: Eukaryota; Fungi; Glomeromycota; Glomeromycetes; Glomerales; Glomeraceae
Source: the annotation of a GenBank genome assembly
AUGUUUCAUCAACUUCCUAAUGAUUGCUUAAAAGAAAUUUUUGAGUUUUUGGUGAAAGAUAAGGCGACCUUAUGUUCAUGCUUACUAGUUAACCGUCUUUGGUGUUUGGCGGUUGUUCCAUUUUUAUGGACAAGUAUUCAUAAUUUUAGAACUUUCUUCACUUGUCUACCUCAAGAAUCAAAAGAAAUUUUAUACGAGAAUCAAAUUAUCGUUUCACCUCCAACUCAAAGAUGUUUAAUCUUUAAUUACGUUCAAUACAUCAAAACAUUCUCAAACGCCGAGAUUUGUAAAGGCAUAGCAUUCCUUCUGAAUAAUAAUUCUAACAAUUCGCAAGACAAUGACAUCUGUAAAAAUAUCAUAGCGGCACAAGAAAUUUUUAAGAUGCUUGUGAAACAAAUAUCUCUGAAAAGAUUAUUCUAUUACACUUACACUUCCAACUUUUUAUAUAUACCAUUUGUCAACUAUCCUGGGGCGAUCGAUUGCUUUAAAAAUCUUUCGGAAUUGAAUUGUGGUUCCGAAAUUAAUUCCGAACUUCUUUAUCGAUUAUCUCAAAUCUGUCAAAACUUACGAACGUUAAACGUAACCUUUGAUGAAUUCAUCUCAACCGGAUUGGUGGAUUUAAUCUCGGUUCAACAAAGAUUAAAUUGUUUACAAAUCUUUCAAACUUACAAGUGUGAGAGUUUUACGAGCAUCAUCCCAUCAUUCAAAAGUUUAUCACAAUCUUUAACUAAAUUUGAGUUAUAUGGUGGAAAUCAUCAUAAUCCCCCUUUAUCCUUCAUAACGCAAUUUACAAAUUUACGAGAAUUAAAUUUAUUAUUCAAUCACAGCGAUUAUUCCGUAGAUUUUCGGGAUGCCAUCUUUCCGAACCUGCGAAUUUUGAUUUUUAAAUAUUUUAGUCCAAGAUUCAUGUAUUUAAAUGAUUUUUUAAAGAUCAAUGGAAAGUAUUUGAGAGAACUUCAAAUAGGUAGAUCCAAUAAUUUGAUAAACUUGGCCAUAUCAAACUUUUGUUUGAAUUUAAAAUAUUUACGUACAAACUUUCUAUAUAAUGAGGAGAAAACGUUAAAACAAAUCUUUAAUAAUUGUAAUCAAUUAACGACACUCCAAAUUUCUUGUGAUAAUUUCUAUUUAAACGAAAUUGAAUUGCUAGAAAUUGUCGCGGAAAACUCGCCUAAAGGAUUUCAUGAAUUAAAAGUGUGCGCAUGUUUGAUCGGAACAAAGUUAUUUUCGAAAAGUUCACGAAGAACGAUUUUUACGGAAGAUUAUAUCCCGAAAAAAAUACUUUCAAUAAACCUUACGAUUGAAUCGAAUGCGACGGAUAUAGAUUAUACUACUAUUAAUGAAUUUAAAAAAUUGGGCAUAAUUAAAAAAUUUAAAGUGAUCGAGGAUAGUUAUUAA